Cucurbita maxima (winter squash) is the source of this 1220-nucleotide messenger RNA. Its product is annotated as RING-H2 finger protein ATL2-like. NCBI's taxonomy places the organism in Eukaryota, Viridiplantae, Streptophyta, Magnoliopsida, Cucurbitales, Cucurbitaceae. The transcript has 3 exons. The coding region runs from base 31 to 909 and encodes 292 amino acids. The record is from RefSeq and is a predicted model, not a curated record.
UCAACGCAUAGUACAUUGGGACUGCAAUUAAUGGAAGCCGCCAUGGAUGAUCCUUCUUCCACCUCUCCUCCGGGAUUCAACGAUUUUGCCCUAAGCGGCAAGAUUAUGCUCAGCGCCAUCAUCAUCCUUCUCUUCGUUGUCGUUCUCAUCAUUUGCCUUCACCUCUACGCUCGCUGGUAUGUUCUCCGUGCUCGCCGCCGUGGUACUCUCCGCCGCCGCAACCGUCUAGUCUUCUAUUUCGAACCCGAAAAUCCCUCUGCUGCUCGCGCCGCCGCCUCCCACCUCCGCGGCCUCGAUCCCUCUGUUCUUAACUCUCUCCCUGUUUUCAUUUUCUCCUCCAAAUCCUUCUCCGAUCCGAUCGAUUGCGCCGUCUGUUUGUCCGAAUUUGAGGAAAAUGAAAAGGGCCGUACACUUCCGAAAUGUCGUCACAGCUUUCAUACCGAUUGCAUCGACAUGUGGUUUCACUCUCACACCACAUGCCCGCUCUGUCGCACGCCGGUUGAGCGGCCUCCGGAGACACCGGUGGAGGUAGCGGUUUCCAUUGGAGAACCCGCUAUUACCGAACCGGGUCCGAGUUCUUCCGAUCUCUGCGUUGAAUGUGAUCGUUCCGACCGGAUGGCUUCUUCUUCGACCGGUUCACGGUCAUUUAGGGCACGGCGAAAGCCGGGAGAACUAGCCGGUGUUUCGAUUGAGAUUCCGACGCGAAGAGACGGUGAGUUCGCUGCUUCGUUGUCACCGACGACGCCGUCGUUCAAGUCGCCGAUAAGUCGGGUUAUGUCGUUGUCGUUCAAGAUGAUUAUCGGCCGGGAGAGAAGAGGCGGCGUAUCGCCAUCCGGAACUAGUGUCGAGUGUAGCUCCGGCGCCGGCGGCGAGUUGGAUAUCGAAAAAGGAAAGGAAAACGCCGUGUGAUUUCUUAGUCCAACACGGGAAUUGACGCGAAGAGGGCAAGGCGGCUCUCAGUGGAGGGUCAGACUAAUGCAUUUGAAGAUGAUUUGUCAAACUAACGCACACGUGGCAGUUGUUUUUUUAGUUUAUAUUCUUUAUAGAACAAAGUAUUUGACGGUAGAUAUUCCCCUCAAUUAUAUACUUUUCUUUAUACAAAAAGUAUAAACAAUGUGUAAUAUGAGGGUUUAAGUCUCGAAUUACCGUUCAGCUAAGCUCAUUUUGUCGAUAUAACUAAAUUAGUCGAGAAAUAAAAUUUUAUUUAUUAUUAACGUAAA